Messenger RNA from Talaromyces atroroseus, 570 nucleotides. RefSeq lists its product as hypothetical. The transcript has 2 exons. Lineage: Eukaryota; Fungi; Ascomycota; Eurotiomycetes; Eurotiales; Trichocomaceae. Bases 1 to 570 code for a protein of 189 amino acids. Gene Ontology annotation, molecular function: nucleic acid binding; 3'-5'-RNA exonuclease activity. Gene Ontology annotation, cellular component: mitochondrion. The record is from RefSeq and is a predicted model, not a curated record.
AUGUCGCUGCAACGCUCAUCGGCGCCGUUAGUAUGGAUUGACUGUGAGAUGACAGGUCUCGAUCCCGACACCGACCACAUCCUCCAAAUCUGCUGUUUUGUAACAGACGCGCAACUGCAGCUCCUCGACCUGAAUGGCUUCGAGGUCGUCAUCCACCAGCCCAAAGCUACGCUAGAUGCCAUGGGACAAUGGUGCAUUGACACGCACGGUAAAUCUGGUCUCACCCAAGCCGUGCUCGCCUCCACCACCGACGCCGCCACCGCCGCGACAGACCUCCUAGCCUACAUCAAAAAAUAUGUACCGAAUCCGCGCACAGCACUGCUCGCGGGGAACAGUAUUCAUGCAGACCGCGCCUUUUUGGCCAAGGAACCGUAUUCCCCCGUCCUCGAGUGGCUCCAUUACCGUCUGCUCGAUGUCAGCACCCUUAAAGAGGCUGCCAGACGCUGGGGUAGCGAUGAGUUGCUGCGCGAUGCACCGCCGAAGCGCGAGGUCCAUCUAGCCAAGGACGAUAUUCUCGAGAGCAUUGAAGAGAUGAAGUAUUACCGCUCACGGCUCUUCAACGGAAGCUGA